Molecule: messenger RNA, 3402 nt
Organism: Cuscuta europaea
Lineage: Eukaryota; Viridiplantae; Streptophyta; Magnoliopsida; Solanales; Convolvulaceae
Source: the annotation of a GenBank genome assembly
UUAAUAUUGAUGCGGACAUGGUCCGAAAACUAAUUUUCCAUUUCCUGGUGUGUAUCCUUCCAAACCCCAACCGCCUUUUCCUUUUUGAGUUCUUGCAUGUUGCAACAUCCACCAGCAUUAAAGAAAGCCCUAAAACAGCCUUGAAAAUCAAUUUUCAUUCUUUUUAAACUUCACUCAUCUUUCUUCUCUGGAAAAGGCAACUGGUUUUCUUCUUCUCAGACAUCCGUCACCCCUUUCGAACAAGAUGGGUGUUCACCCUGGGCUAAAGCUUCCACCAGCUUUAUCCUUUCUGGGGAUUUUUUCUUUACUUUUUCUACAUGCAGUGUCUCAAGGCGGUAGUGAUGAUGACGCUUCUGUCAUGCUGGCUCUCAAAAAGAGCCUCAACCCACCACAAGAAAUGAGCUGGUCCGACCCGGAUCCCUGCAAGUGGAACCACGUGGGUUGCUCUGGCGAGAAGCGGGUCACCCGUAUCCAAAUCGGGCACCAGAACCUCCAAGGUACUCUCCCGCCGGAGCUCUCCAAGCUCACCCAGCUUGACCGCCUAGAGGUCCAGUGGAACAACAUUUCCGGGCCGCUGCCCAGCUUGAACGGGUUGAGCUCGUUGCGAGUGCUAAUGCUGAGUAACAAUCACUUCACUUCAAUUUCUGAUGAUUUCUUUUCUGGCCUCUCGUCCCUGCAAUCUGUUGAGAUUGAUAACAACCCUUUUGCUACGUGGCAGCUUCCUGAGAGCCUUAAAAACGCUUCUACCCUGCAAAAUUUCUCGGCGAAUUCCGCGAAUUUAGCUGGCAAAAUUCCAGGUUUUUUUGACCCGGAUGGGUUUCCCGGGCUGACAAACUUGCAUUUGGCUCUUAAUAACCUAGAAGGUGAAUUGCCUUCGGGCUUCUCAGGAAUGUCUAUUCAGUCUUUGUGGUUAAAUGGGCAGAAGCUUAACGGGUCAAUUGACGUAUUACAGAACAUGACAUUUUUGAAAGAGGUAUGGUUGCAUUCCAAUGAAUUUUCAGGCCCUUUGCCUGAUUUUUCCGGUUUGAAGGAUUUGCAAGUUUUGAGCCUUAGAGACAAUUCCUUUACAGGUCCUGUUCCGUCAUCCUUGUUGAACCUUGAGUCCUUGAAGGCUGUUAAUUUAACUAAUAAUUUACUUCAAGGCCCCACUCCCAAGUUCAAAGACUCUGUUUCGGUUGACUUAGCUAAAAAUACUAAUAGCUUUUGUUUGCCACAGCCUGAUGAUUGUGACUCUAGAGUAAAUACAUUAGUUUUGAUAGCUAAAGCCGUUGAUUUUCCAAGAAAAUUUGCUGAGAAUUGGAAAGGAAAUGACCCCUGCGCGGAUUGGUUUGGGAUAACUUGUGAGAAUGGGAAUAUCACUAUUGUUAACUUUCAGAAUAUGGGACUUAGCGGUACAAUUUCCCCAGAAUUUGCUUCGCUUAACUCACUGCAAAGGCUAAUCCUUGCUGACAAUAAUUUUACUGGUAUAAUUCCUUCAGAGCUCACUCGUAUUGCCACCCUUACUGACUUGGAUCUAUCAAACAACCACCUCUAUGGGAAAGUUCCAUCUUUUAAGAAUAAUGUGAUCGUUAAGACUAAUGGAAACCCUGACAUUGGUAAGGCCCAGAGCGACUCACAUUCCCCUGGCUCAAAUUCCCCGAAUCCCUCAAAUUCUAGUUCUGAUUAUGUGGGACAUCCCCAAACAUAUCGCAAGAAAUCAAAGAAUUGGGUUGUGAUUUUGGUUUCUGUAGUAGGCAGUGUCAUUGUUCUUGGUUUGUUGGGGAUGUUGGUUUUCUGUAUGUGCAAAAAUGAGCAAACUCGUUCUAGCAGAGUGCAAAGUCCUCCUGUUCCCAUGGUCAUUCAUCCUCGCGGUUCUGGAGUUUCUGAUAGUGUGAAGAUUACAGUUGAAGGAUCAAGUGCUAGUGUUGGCCCUGUUAAUGAGAUGCAUACGGUUUCUGAUAACCAAACCACCGAGUUUCAAAUGGGGGGUGAAGCUAGGAACUUAGUCAUAUCGAUUCAGGUCCUAAAGAGUGUCACAAACAACUUUAGUGAAGAUAGCAUAUUAGGCCGAGGGGGUUUCGGGACGGUCUAUAAGGGAGAGCUACACGACGGGACAAAGAUUGCUGUGAAAAGAAUGGAGUGUGGGGUUAUUGCCGGUAAGGGGCUGGCAGAGUUCAAAUCGGAGAUUUCUGUCUUGACAAAGGUUAGGCAUCGCCACUUGGUUGCCCUACUAGGGUACUGCCUUGAAGAGAACGAGAAGCUUCUUGUCUAUGAGUACAUGCCUCAAGGGACUUUAAGCAGACACCUUUUCAAUUGGGAGGAGGAGGAAGGGCUUAAGCCGCUGGACUGGACGAAAAGGUUGACAAUCGCGUUAGAUGUUGCUAGGGGGGUGGAGUAUCUGCAUACAUUAGCACACCAGAGUUUCAUUCACAGGGAUCUGAAGCCGUCUAACAUUCUGCUUGGGGAUGAUAUGAGGGCUAAGGUGUCAGAUUUUGGUCUUGUAAGGCUUGCUCCAGAAGGGAAAGACUCCAUCCAGACCAAGAUUGCCGGAACUUUUGGAUAUCUGGCCCCAGAGUAUGCAGUGACAGGAAGAGUGACAACAAAGGUUGAUGUAUAUAGUUUUGGAGUGAUCUUGAUGGAGCUGAUCACAGGCAGGAAGGCUCUGGACGAGAGACAACCCGAGGAGAGCAUGCACCUUGUAACGUGGUUCCGGAGAAUGCAUCUAACAGAGGCCACCUUCCGGAAGACGAUAGACCCCAACAUUGAUUUCGAUGAGGAAACACUUGCAAGCAUACACACGGUUGCUGAACUCGCUAGCCACUGCUGUGCGAGGGAGCCAUACCAAAGGCCUGACAUGGGUCACGCCGUUAACGUCCUUUCAUCAUUGGUAGAGUUUUGGAAGCCAUCAGAGGAGAGCUCGGAGGAUGUGUAUGGCAUUGACUUCGAUAUGUCUUUGCCUCAAGCUCUUAAGAAGUGGCAAGCAUAUGAAGAAGGUAGUAUGAGCCACAUGGAUUCCUCUACAGCAUCUUCUUAUAUUCCAAGUUUUGAUAACACCCAAACGAGCAUACCCGUCCGCCCUUUUGGGUUCGCAGAAUCACUCACCUCAACCGAUGGCAGGUGACCUACGUUUUGGUUGUUCAUCCUCUUUCUUAGGCAUCUUCUAUCUUCCCUCACCUGUGUUUUUUCAUAGAGACUGGUCGAAUUCAAAUUCUAUGUGCAGUGGUUGAGAAUCUGGAUAUUGCAUUGUGUAGGCGAUAGUUGAUAUUGUUUGUGGUGAGUGGUCCUCCUUGACUUGACAACAAACAUUAUGAAUGAAUUUAGUAAAAUGAUUGGACUGGAACAUCAUCACUUGCAUAACUGGCAGGAAGUAUUGGUUAGGCUUAAUUGUUGAUUUGCACAUGAAAGUAUCAAACCUUGCUGUGA